Messenger RNA from Metopolophium dirhodum (rose-grain aphid), 2221 nucleotides. RefSeq names its product phosphoacetylglucosamine mutase (gene nst). Bases 320 to 1969 code for a protein of 549 amino acids. The transcript has 10 exons. The record is from RefSeq and is a predicted model, not a curated record. Lineage: Eukaryota; Metazoa; Arthropoda; Insecta; Hemiptera; Aphididae. Gene Ontology annotation, biological process: carbohydrate metabolic process; UDP-N-acetylglucosamine biosynthetic process. Gene Ontology annotation, molecular function: phosphoacetylglucosamine mutase activity; magnesium ion binding.
GUGGGUACGAAAUGUAAUGAAAUGAAACUGGUGAAAUGUACCUAAUAUUUAACUAUACAAUACAAUUAUUAUUAUGUAACGAAUUUCACCCAGUCCUGAGUCCACAGUCGAUCCAAUUUAUAUCGUGAAUGCAACAGUGAAAUGCGUCGAAUGAAAGUAACACGUCAUCAGUAUUGGACGUACGCUAUAGGAUAGCUGCCAGUCUAAACAGAGGUAUCUUAAUUUAGUUUUAUCGUUAUUGCUAUACCAAUAUACGGUUGUUGAACGUCUUUAUAAUUUUUUUUGAUUUUACGUUAAUAUUAAACUUUACCGCGUCAACAUGGAUGAGUGGAUCGAGAAUGUUGUAGAAGUGGAAUCGAACAUCGGGUCGUAUCCAAAUCCAGGAACCAAAGUGUUUCAAUACGGCACAUCAGGCAUUCGUUAUAAUUCUGAACAUCUGGACCAUGUCCAACAUCGGAUGGGGAUGCUGGUUGCUCUGCGCUCAAUACAUUUGAAAUCGGCAGCAGUGGGGCUAAUGAUAACCGCCUCGCACAAUCCGCAAGAUGAUAAUGGAAUCAAACUCAUUGACCCUCAAGGAGAAAUGUUGGACAGCUCGUGGGAAGUCUAUGCCACCGAAUUGGCUAAUGCCCCUAACAACCAGGAUGUAUGUGCUAUGCUCAUAAAUAUUGCUUCAAAGUAUAAUAUUGACAAAUCAUAUAUACCUCGUGUGUACAUCGGUCGUGAUACUAGAAAUUCUGGUAAAAGAUUAUUGGAAGCUGUGCUUUAUGGUGUUAAAGCUUUUAAAAGUAAUAUUGAAGAUUUUGGCAUAAUAACAACACCAAUGUUACAUUUUUUUGUUAGAUGCUAUAACACCAAUUGCUUAUACGGUCAGCCAAAUGAACAUUCUUAUUAUACUAAAUUAACAAACAGUUUUAAAACUUUGCGUAAAAUGUGUUUAGAUUUGAAAAAUUAUAGCCCAAUAAUAGAAUUUGAUGGUGCUAAUGGGGUGGGUGCUUUAAAAAUGAAAGAUGCAAUCACAUAUUUAGAGGAAUCAUUGGUAAUUAAUAUGCAUAAUGAUGACAUAUUGAAUACAGAAAAACUAAAUUACAAAUGCGGUGCAGACUUUGUGAAAUCAAACCAAUGUCCUCCUACCGGAAUGACUAUUAAACCACACUCUAAAUAUGUAUCCGUGGAUGGAGAUGCGGAUAGAAUAGUUUAUUCUUUUAUUGAUGAAAGCAACACAUUUUAUUUAUUAGAUGGUGAUCGAAUUGCUACACUUGUGGCUGGUUAUAUAAAAGAUUUAUUCAUUGAUUCCGGUCUUGAUGUCAAUGUAGGGUUAGUGCAAACCGCUUAUUCAAAUGGAAAUUCUACAAAAUAUGUAACUGAUAAGUUGAAAGUUCCUGUUGCAUGUGUUCCGACUGGUGUGAAAUAUCUUCAUCAUAAAGCCAACGACUAUGAUGUUGGCAUUUAUUUUGAAGCUAAUGGUCAUGGUACUAUAUUAUUCAAGGAUGCUAUACGUGAACUUAUUCGAAAUCAAUCUGUUAUUGAAAAAGAUGAGGCAAUGUCAUUGGCACUGAAGAAAUUGAUUUGCAUUAUGGAUAUGACUAAUGAAACCGUUGGCGAUGCUUAUUCGGAUAUGCUGAUUGUUGAGUCUGUACUUUGUGAACGAGGAUGGAGCAUUAGUGAUUGGUAUAAAACAUACUCUGAUUUACCAAAUCGUUUGACAAAAGUUACUGUCAAGGACAGAAAUACAUUUGAGACUGGUGACGCUGAGAGAAUUUGUAUCAAACCACAUGGCCUUCAAGGAAUAAUAGAUUCUAUUGUGUCAAAGUAUUCUAUGGGCAGAUCUUUUGUCAGACCUUCUGGUACAGAAGAUUUGGUGAGAAUUUAUGCUGAAGCAGACACUCAAUUUAACGCUGAUAAACUUGCUGUUGAAGUGGCUACCGCUGUUUACGAUAUAGCUGAUGGUGUUGGAAAAAAACCAGAAUAAACUAAACUAUAUAAAGUGCAAUUUGAUGUGUUCAAAUACAGUAAUAUUAUCCAGGGUUAAUAAAGCAUACGUGAUUUAAGUGAUUUUGUACUAAUAUGCUGGUACACUUUCAUAAAAUAUAUAAUUUUUCUAAGAUACCUAUGUUCAGAUUUUAUUAAUAUUUUUGUGAAACUAGCUAAUUUUAGAAGAAAAACAUUGUUUAAUUUUGAUUAUAUUUAAAUAAAUAUUAUAUUAUAGUAUAUACAUUUUGUA